UUAGUCGGAGGAGCGUAAGCGACAACUGGCGGGAGGGUGUCGGGAACAGCUCCCAAGUGUAGUUUUGAUGGAUGCCUCGUGGAAAGGAGUUUGGUUCAUCAUUCAUUUACUUUCUUUCUACAUGCAAAUAAAUUAAAUCCAAUCAAAAUUGCUUACUGCUUAUUCAUUCAUUACUUUACCUUUCCCACCCCUCAAUUCUCCUUCCUUCCUUCCUUCCAUCCAAUUACUGGGUUUCAUUGGGAUUUGGAGGGUAGUGGCAGAUUGGGAGAAAGAUUAGAUGGGAGAAGAGUGCAGAAAUUGUAGGAAAUGGGAAGAGGAUAUGUAUUGGACCCAUUUCCAGUCCAUUCUUUUCUGUCAGUUUCUCUCCACUGGUUUCGAUCAGCAACUCGCUAUCCCCCAAAAGUUUGCCAACAAUUUGAAAGAGAAAUUACCAGAAAAUGUAACCCUUAAAGGUCCAAGUGGUGCCAAGUGGAAUGUAGGACUAAUCACAAGUGGGGACACCUUGUUUUUCAAACAUGGUUGGAAGACAUUUGUGGAGAAUCAUUCUCUUGAAGAAGAUGAUGUCUUGAUCUUUAAAUACAACGGGGACUCAGGAUUUGAUGUUUUAAUAUUUGAUGGACGGAGCUUAUGUGAGAGGGAAGCUUCGUAUUUUGUCCGAAAAUGCGGACAUACAGAGCUAGAUGGUGGAUGCCGGACAAAGAAAAACAUGAGAGAGAGUUCUGUUGAAGUUAUGCAUGACUCUUCACAUUAUGUUGUGGACCGCACUCCAUCAAAAAGACUGAGAAAGGAUGACAAUCUUAUGCCAGUGCUAUCGCGAUUUCGUGGAAGAACUAGGAAGGGAGAUAAUUCUAGUAGACCUCAUCAUUCCAAGUGGGACAUGAGAAGUAGAGAACCUUCUACAUCUGCUGUGGGACCAAAGGUUAAUCCCGGAACUGUAGGGGCCUAUCCUCUGCAAUAUGUAUCGAGCAGAAGAAGUAUAACCGAGGAGGAGAAAGACAAAGCGUUACAAAUGGCGCACGCAUCAUCAACCAAAGACAGUUUCAUUGUAGUUAUGCGACCCUCACAUGUGUACAAGGGAUUCUACAUGUCAAUUCCUUCUGAAUGGGCGACUUCCCAUCUCCCUCGCAAGAGCCAAGAGGUGAUUCUCCGUGUCAAAGAGAACAUAUGUGUUAAAGAGAACACAUGGCAUGCCAGAUUUUAUUACCGAGUUUAUGGUGGUGGACUGACUGGCGGUUGGAGGAAUUUUGCUGUAGAAAACAACUUGGAAGAAUUUGAUGUGUGUCUGUUUGAGCUUGCCAGUGGAACCAAUGAUACGAUUUCCAUGAACGUCAGUAUCUACAGAGUUAUUGAAGAGAUACGUCCACUGACCCGCAUGACCCCUCCCUCCUCGACCCGUGGAAAGAACUCAAAAUAUCUGAGGAGAAAACGUAACUAAGGGCACUGGUGUAUGCGCUCUAGUUUGCCCUUCUUGUUUUGUGUUCAGUGGGUUCUGAAAAAUGUUGCAUAUUUUGGCAAGUUUUUGGUCUGUUAUUUGGAAGGACACAUAAUGUGCUCUUUUUUUUUUUUUUUAUAAUUAUUAUUAUUUUUAUAUUA
Molecule: messenger RNA, 1593 nt
Organism: Camellia sinensis
Lineage: Eukaryota; Viridiplantae; Streptophyta; Magnoliopsida; Ericales; Theaceae
Source: RefSeq, a predicted model, not a curated record